Fusarium graminearum PH-1 is the source of this 1438-nucleotide messenger RNA. RefSeq lists its product as uncharacterized. The transcript has 3 exons. The record is from RefSeq and is a predicted model, not a curated record. NCBI's taxonomy places the organism in Eukaryota, Fungi, Ascomycota, Sordariomycetes, Hypocreales, Nectriaceae. The coding region runs from base 216 to 1283 and encodes 355 amino acids.
CCUCAUUUUCUUCAUGCCUCGUAUUUAAACGCGUAGUUCACUAGUGACGUUUUGAAUAACCCGCAAUCUUCACAUACCGAGACAUCAAACAGCAUCGUUUCGCUUCUUACGACGACGCAGCUCUGACCUUCCUGUGAGCUUGGGAAGCUACACAACCGUGUUUGUGCAGAAGGAACCAGUGAUAUAAGAACAAGCAAAACUCCCGAGUAUCUAUCAUGGCGUUAGACAUAAUUCCUACGCUUCCCUCUGCUGAGGAGACGCUCAAGCACCCAGCCUACUUAACCACUCUGUGGGCUCUGGAGCCUACCUCUCAAGGCAAGCUGUCUGUGGCCGAAGGUCGCGGUGGUCCGGUUGGUAUUGCAUGGGAAAUUCACGGUGAAGGACCCGUCAAGCUUGUGCUUGUUAUGGGCUUAGCAAGUGUCAAGACUUCAUGGCAGCGUCAAACACUACACUUCGGCCAUGAGCACGGUGACAAGUACUCAGUUCUAAUCAUCGACAACCGUGGAAUGGGUGCCAGCGACAAGCCUUUGGGUAUCUAUUCCACGAGCGGCAUGGCGCUCGAUAUCAUCGAGGUUAUCGACCAUGUUGGCUGGACAGGUGAACGCGAGAUCAACCUCGUAGGUAUCUCCAUGGGCGGCAUGAUAACCCAAGAGAUUGCUAUUCGCAUCCCUGAGCGUCUACAAACCCUGACCCUAAUCUGUACAUCGGCACGCGUUCAAAAUACAACGGGCUUCAUGGAGACACUCACUGAUCGCUUGAGCUGGCUGAUUCCUAAAUCCAUGGAGCGCGCCAUCGUUGACACAGCUCUCAAGCUCUUCACACCCGAGUGGCUCGUCGCACCAGAUGACGAGAUACUACCCGAGCCCGGCGUCACUCCGAAAUGCGGACCACCACCGCCAGAGGCUGGUCCAACAUAUCGCCUGUUCGACUCCAACUUUCAGCGUUUCCAAGCUCAAGAACUCACCAAGAAGCGUAACCCUGAAGUCUUCAGCAGCACUAUGCUCAUGUGUCAACUUGCAGCGGCGGCCAUGCAUAACAAGUCAGACGAGCAGCUGCGUCAGAUAGCAGAGGCUGUUGGAUCUGAACGUAUUACUGUCAUGCAUGGAAAACGCGACAACAUGAUCACCUUCCCCAAUGGUGAGAGACUUAUCAAUGUGUUGAAGCCAGGUACUGUCCACAUUGUGGAUGAUAUGGGACAUGCUCCCAUUCUGGAGCGAGCAGAGUGGUUUAACAGUGUAUUAGAGGAAGAGUUGAACAUGUGGACCAAGCCGAAGGAAGAAUGAGAGUAGGCGGCAUUUCGAAUAUAUGAGCGGUCUUAAAUUCCGGGCGGUUUGUGGCAGAGUAAGCAAGGUGUGUGAGGAACUAUAAUUGGCAGAUGGCACGAAUGAAGGAGCUGGUUUGCAUGUCUUUAAUCCGAAUACCUCCUUAGCAGACGCGU